Molecule: messenger RNA, 4536 nt
Organism: Hemicordylus capensis (graceful crag lizard)
Lineage: Eukaryota; Metazoa; Chordata; Lepidosauria; Squamata; Cordylidae
Gene: CRACR2B
Product: calcium release activated channel regulator 2B
Exons: 18
Coding region: 477-2591 (704 amino acids)
Molecular function (GO): GTP binding; GTPase activity; calcium ion binding
Source: RefSeq, a predicted model, not a curated record
GGGCACCAUGGCCCUUCCCCAUCAUAAGUAAUGCACUUCAGGAGACCUAGACGAGGCCGAGGGGAGGUCCACGUCGUGGAGAGCGGGCAGGCGGAGCAGGAUGUUUGUUACCGGCUCACACUGGCAAUGAGCCGCGCUCCCCCGCUACCGCCGCCUGCAGCAGCCCCAGCCCUUCUCCUCCGCCUCCGCCUCGUCGCACCUGCAGGGAGGGGGCGGCGGCCGCAAGCAAGCUGCGCGCGAGUGAAAAAGUUCCAGCGAAGAUUUCGCUCGCGCUUUGCUGCUGACCCUGCUGUGGCAAGUGAGCCGCUCUUCGGGUGUUUCCGGGUUGCAAUCAGUCUGCCACGCAUCGAUCUGGUCUGUGCAGCGCUCUGGCCACUUCGGCGGGUCCUCUGUUGCGUCCAGGCUACCGCCCUCCUCCGGAUUAUUCGGGGGAUCAGCUAGAUGCACUCCAGUCCCAGUGAAACAAGUGUGGGGCAAUGGAGAGACGUGGGGAAGCACUCUCUGAAAAUUCACAUCUGGACAACAAAGAAGAUGGAACAACCUCUGGUGUGUCUUCUCUCUGCUUGAAUGAUGUGGAAAACAUGCAGGUGGACAUGCUGGAGAAGGCGAGGGAGCUCUUCCAACUCUGUGACAAAGAGGAAAAGGGUUUUAUAACCAAGCUUGACAUGCAACGGCUGCAAAGUGAACUGCCCCUCACUACUGAACAACUGGAAGCUGUUUUUGACAGCCUAGAGCAAGACAAUAACGGGUAUCUCACACCAGUCGAAUUCAGCAUGGGACUAGGAAAGUUUAUUGGAAUUGAACCAUACCAGUGCUCUGGAAGCACCAGUAAUGAGGAGACCUUUGAAUCAGGCUGGUCGGAUGAUUUGGACCAGACAGAUGAAGAGAAGCGCUUUUGUUCCAUGCUGCAACAGCUUGAAGCAUCCCAACUCUUUGAAGAUCAGAAUGAGGUUCAGGAGCUCUGGGCUCGGCUUCGGAAAGAACGGCCAGAGCUCCUGGCCAGUUUUGAAGAGUUCCUGUUUCGCAUUUCAGCAUAUGUCAGGGAAGUGCAUCACGAGAAGGAGUCCAUGGAACAGGCACUAAAACGGAGGGAGACAGACCAUGACAGAGAAAUCAGAUGCCUCUAUGAAGAAAUGGAACAACAAAUUAAAGCAGAAAGGGAACAACUGCUCUGCCAGGAGUCAAUGAGGCAUAACAGGAGCAAUCUGUUGCAGAAAGAACUGCGGAGCAAAGAACAGGAGUUUGAGAAAAUGCUCUACCAUCAGAAAAAGCUGGAACAUCAAUUACAGUCCCAGAACUCAGAGCAGCUAGAGAUGAGGGUGCAAAAUGAGAGAUUGCGGCAUCUAAAUGAAAGUCUCCUGGAUCAACUGGAAAGAAGCAAAUGGGAGUUGGAGGUAGCCCGGGAUCACCUCCAACAACUGCAGAAAGAAGCUCAGCUAGAACAGGAGCAGAAGGACAGGGAUGUAUUUCAAGUCUCUAAGAACAUGCAGAAAGAAAAACAAAGUCUUCUGCGACAACUGGAGCUGCUUAGCAGGGAGAUGAACAAGAAGCUGCGGGAUGAGAGAGAUGCCUUUGAAGCCAAGAAAUUGGUACCUCAGAGCAAGGUACCCCUGCUGAAGAAGGGCUCAGUGAUAGACAAUUAUCUAGUGGAGGAGAAGCCAAUCAAACGGCCUGAGCACAGGCAGCUCUUCCCUGGAGAUUCUCCUUUUGUCCUUCCUUGUUCCAAAGAAGACGUGACUUCGGAAGAGCCUAACAAGAAAAAUUGUCAAUUCCUCUUGACCAACAUGACCAGUCUGAAACAGGAGAAAGGAAGUACUUCAUUCAUGGAGGAAUUUGCAGCCCCUAGGAAAACAGAGGGGCAACAAACUGCAGGAAAUGGUGAAAUGCCAAUGUAUCCGAAGGGCAACACUAGCUGGAGAGAAAUGACAUGUGCCUCUGCCGAUCCUCCUUUGCUCCCAAGAGAGCAGCCCACUGGCAAUGAAACUGGGACCACUGAGUCAGUUGGCUCUUCUCCAGAUCGUCUCUUCAAAGUGGUUUUUCUUGGGAACUCUGGAGUUGGGAAGAGCUCCUUUAUCCAUCACUUCUGCUACAACAGAUUCUUGGCUGAGAUCAGCUCAACUAUUGGCAUUGACUACCAGGUGAAGAGUUUGAUGGUUGACAACACACAGGUGGCUUUGCAACUGUGGGAUACAGCCGGACAAGAGAGGUUCCAGAGUAUCACUAAGCAAUAUUUUCGAAGAGUGGAUGGGGUGCUGGUCAUGUAUGACAUCACGGCAGAAUGCUCCUACAUGGCAGUCAGAAACUGGAUGACUUGUAUCCUGGAUAUGGUUGAAGAAGGUGCAGUGGUAUUUCUGCUUGGAAACAAAAUAGAUGCAGCAGACAAGAAGACACCCAAAGUGCCCAGGACUGAGGGUGAAAGACUAGCAAAGGAAUACAAAGCUGUCUUCUAUGAGUGCAGCGCAAUGACCGGCUAUAACGUUCUGGAGCCCAUGCUACAUAUGGCAAGGUUGCUGGCAGCACAUGAGGACAAGCAGAGAGAGCAGGCCUUGCACCUGGAGGAAUGCAACACAAGGGAGGGAUGCUGCUUGUAGCAGGACUCUGGCUAUCCUUCCGGAAUAUAUGAUAUGUAUAUAUAAAAAAUAUAAAAAUAAGAAUGUACAGGAUAGACAACAGGGUAGUUCUCCUUCAAGCAAGAGGGGCCAUGUUAGAACUGGAAGAAGGUUCAAGAGAUCUUUUUAAGAACACAGCAUUGCAUCCAAAUGUGACAUCAUGUAUAGCUGCAAAUCAAUCAAGCUUUCUCUCCGUUGCUGUAAAGCCGUGCUUCAGAUGAUAACUCAGGGAUGCAGCGCUGUCAGCUUCUCAGUAAAACCAUGCAAGACUGUUUUGUUUCUCACCAUCUGUUGGAGACACUCAAACAGAAAUGGAAGGACAAAUACUUGCACUGGCUUUAUUGAAUAAUAAAGAGAUGACUGCUUUUAUUCAGAAAAGUGAAACCAUGUUUCAAUGGGUUUUAACUACAGGAAGGCUGAUCUAGGCAUUUUGCCCACCCCUAGUCCACCUCCAAGUUUACCAAAUCUCUGAAAGUAGCUCAGCAAUGGAAUAAUUGAUCAUACUUGGGCAAUUUGCAGAAUCUCCUUUUUGGGGUGGCUUUCAAGGAAACCUCUGUCAGGAAUCCAACUGGUACCAAUUCCAACUCUCUUUAUUUACUUAGAAGGAUGCUUGUAGAGCCUCCCGAGGCAUGCCUGAGAGUGCAGGUUGUAACAGGAAUAUGGAGAGCCCCCUGCAGGAGAUUCCAGGUUCAAUCUCUGCUAUCUCCAAGAUGGGGCUGAGAGAGAUUCCUGCCUGGAACCUUGGAGAAGCUGCUGCCAAUCUGUGUAGACAAUACUGAGCUAGAUGGACCAAUGGUCUGACUCAGUAGAAGGCAGCUUCCUAUGUUGCUAUGGAGCUUCCUUUGCUUUCCCCACUACUUGUCUGUCCUGUUUUCCAAGUGCAAAGCUAAACAUGCAGGUCCAGCAAGAAGUGGUCCUUGUAGUACUCUUAUGGGUAGCUUCUGGUGACACAUAACUGGGUUGGAGCAGAAGUCCAUGUCUUUGCAUUUGCCUCCCUGUUAGUGCUCCUGCCAGGGGCGUAACUAUAAUAGGGCAAGGGGAGACAGUUGUCUGGGGGCCCACUGCUUUGGGGGGCCCCCCAGAGGCAAGUCACAUGACUGACUCCCCUAGCCGCACACCAGCCCAGGCUUCCUUCAGUUGUAUUCAUCCUCCGAAACUGAUGUGAGUGUGAAGACCUGGAGCUACCAGAACAGCAGGUCUUUCUCUAGUACCAUUCAAUGACUUGCAUCGUCCACAAUUCACAAAACCUUUAAAAAAAUAAUUUAGUAUGAUGUUCUAUUGUGGCACAUAGGAUAUCUAUCUAUCUGUCUAUCUAUCUUCAUGAGCUGAGCUUCAGUGAGGGGGGCCAAUUUAAAAUCUUGUCUCUGGGCCCACUCCAACCUUGCUACGCCCCUGGCUCCUGCGCAACGCAGAGUGCAUAGGAACACACUGUCUUCCUGUCUUGCUUGCUUUUCCAUUCUUGCCACCUCUGUUAAUGUUAAUAUAAGUGGCCAUGGGGUGGUGCUGUUCUGUCUAGAAGAAUGGCUUUCUAAGAUAACUUUGCCAGCAAAUGUAGUCAGUUUUUGAAAUGUAAAUAAUGGAGGGCAGAGAAAUGCAGCUGCCAAUGCAAUCCAAAAGGGUAUCAAUUCAGUAGAAAUCCACUGACCUUCAUAAGGCAAUAUGCUUUACAAUGCAGUUGCAUUUCGGAGGUAAGUGAGUAGUAAUAGAACAGUUUCCUCCCCCUCAUUUUCCUGUUUCAUCACGUGUCGUAUACACUCUGUUUUCUUCAAAAGAUACUUGUAUUUUCAGUUUAAUGUUUGUUUUAUUGGAGGAAAAAGUCAGGGCAGCAUACAAAUCACUUAAAUAACAAUUUUAAAAUAUGUAAGCAACUUUUAAAACAUUUUUAAUUUUAUGCUGUUUUAAAUUGUUAAACUGUUUUAACCUUUUA